CGUUCCAUCUCCAGGGAAGCGUCACAAGUUGCACUCCCUUAUUGUUACUAAUACCCACAUAUACACGAGCAAUGGCAUCCGAUUCAACAACCACGCCAUCGCUGGCUGAAUUCGCCGACAGGAAGGGCACAGCGAUCGAGGCUGUUGAGGGCAACGUCUCAGAAGAUCUCUCACAGACGCCAGACGGCAUCUCGCAAAGAUCACUGUCUGACAAAAGGCAGCCAGGUAGCGGAGUGUCUGCCAAGGUCAAGCAGCUGUACGAGCAGAACAAGAAAGUGACGAUCGGGCUGGUCUGGGUCCUGCUCACUGCUUACUUCAUUGCGUCGCUGGCGCUGAAGAAGAAGACCCAGACAUCUGACAUUCUUCCCUUCAUCUUCCUCUAUGUGUUUAUCACUGGCCGCAUAUUUUUCUUCUUUGUGCCGACCACCAUCGUCUCUGGCCCGAUAGGCAACGCUUGGGAUUCAGCCAUACAGCCAGCUGUUGACAAGCUGUCGCUGCGUGUGCGCUACGCUAUCGGCACUGCCGUGCUGAUCGCCCUAAUGCUUUCGGUCUCGCUGGGUCUGCCGACAAGGGAAGGUGACAGCCGGCUGGCACGCAUGCAGUCGUUCCUGGGCAUAAUCGUAAUCACGGCGAUCAUGGUGUUGCUGUCCAACAACCGGCGCCAUAUCCAGUGGCGCACCGUCAUCGUCGGUUACCUGAUGCAGUUCUGCCUGGGCUGCAUCGUGAUGAAGACCAACUGGGGCAGCGACCUAUUCCAGUGGCUCGCAGGCAUCGCAUCGAGCUUCCUGGGGUUCGCCAACUACGGGACUUCCCUGUUCUUCACCGAAGGCGCACUCACCAGCGGCGCUAUAGCCGCAACCAUGUUCCCGGUCAUCAUCUUCUUCUCAGCGUUCGUCCAGAUGAUGUACUACCUGGGAGGUGUGCAGUGGCUGCUGAAGCGCAUGGGCUGGCUCUUCUACAAGGCACUAGAUACAUCCGGUGCUGAGUCAAUUGUGGCCUCAGCAUCGCCCUUUGUCGGCCAGAGCGAGAAUGUUCUGCUGGUCAAGGACUACCUGGACCAUAUGACAAACUCUGAGAUCCACGCGUGCAUGGCCGCUGGCUUUGCCACUAUCUCCGGCUCUGUGUUCCAGUCGUAUGUGGCUCUCGGCGUCGAUGCCAAGAACCUCAUCACGGCCUGCAUCAUGUCUAUCCCGUGCUCGCUGGCCCUGAGCAAGAUCCGCUAUCCCGAGACUGAGGAGCCGCUGACCAAGGGCAGGAUUGUGUUGUCGAAGCGCGAAAAGGAGUCCAACGUUCUGCACGCCUUGGGCAAUGGCGCCGCAACGGGAAUCAACCUGUCGCUGCUGAUUCUGGCCACCGUCAUUGCGCUUGUGUCGCUUGUCAACGCUGUCGAUUUUUUGCUGACAUGGCUUGGCCAGUUCAUUGCUAUCCCCGACCUUACAUUGGAGCUGAUCCUCGGCUACAUCUUCUACCCGUUCACCUGGCUCCUGGGCGUGCCCGGCCAGGAUGUGCUCAAGGUGUCAAAGCUGCUUGGCCUCAAGCUUAUCAGCAACGAGUUUGUUGCAUACUCAUCGCUAACUGGCCUGAGCGGCGGUCCGGCCGUCCAGGACAGCCUGUCUGACAAGCGCAGUCUGCUAAUUGCCCAGUUUGCGCUUGCUGGAUUCGCCAACCUGGGCAGUGUUGCCCAGCAGAUUGCUGCGUUCGGCAGUCUGGCGCCCUCGCGCAAGGCCGACUUUUCGCGCCUGGCUCUCAGCGCCUGCUUGACCGGCGCUACAGCAACCAUGCUCUCGGCAGCCAUUGUGUCGAUGAUCUUUUAG
Molecule: messenger RNA, 1814 nt
Organism: Linderina pennispora
Lineage: Eukaryota; Fungi; Kickxellomycota; Kickxellomycetes; Kickxellales; Kickxellaceae
Exons: 1
Coding region: 72-1814 (580 amino acids)
Biological process (GO): nucleoside transmembrane transport
Cellular component (GO): membrane
Molecular function (GO): nucleoside transmembrane transporter activity; symporter activity
Source: RefSeq, a predicted model, not a curated record